Messenger RNA from Sorghum bicolor (sorghum), 2985 nucleotides. RefSeq names its product protein spotted leaf 11-like. Gene Ontology annotation, biological process: cell surface receptor signaling pathway; protein ubiquitination. Gene Ontology annotation, cellular component: nucleus; cytoplasm. The record is from RefSeq and is a predicted model, not a curated record. Bases 147 to 2396 code for a protein of 749 amino acids. Gene Ontology annotation, molecular function: protein binding; ubiquitin-protein transferase activity. Lineage: Eukaryota; Viridiplantae; Streptophyta; Magnoliopsida; Poales; Poaceae. The transcript is spliced from 4 exons.
AGUCUACUUUCGGCCGCCUCUCUCGCCCAUAGUUCUGCACUUCUGCUCCAAAUCCCCUCCCCUCCCCCUCCAUCCCCCCGCGGCGGUCUCCGGCCACCGUGCUGCGCGCAGGACGAGCCCCGAGCCUGAGCGCUUGGUCUACUGCCAUGGACGACGAGGCGGCCAAGUCUGUUCCUACAUCAGACAUGAAUACCGACGCUGCCGCGGAAGCCGAGGCGGCCGCCGCUCCGCUGCGGCCCUCGAGCUCUGAAGCGGCGGAGAGGGAGGCAAAGGUUGAGGGCGCGGAUGAGGAGGGCCAGGUGGUUGAGCGAUUGGUCGAGCUGGUGAGCGAGAUCGCGACCAUCUCGGACUUCAGGAACUCGUACAGGCGGCAGUUCUGCAACCUGUCCCGGCGGAUCCGGCUCCUCGUGCCUAUGCUGGAGGAGGCCAAGGAAGCGCCCGCGCCGCUUCCGGCGGCGUCGGAGGCCGCGCUACGGCGGCUCAGGGACGCGCUCCACGCCGCCAGGGAGCUGCUCCGGCUCGGCAGCAGCGGCAGCAAGAUCUUCCUGGUUCUUGAUAGAGAGAAAAUAAUGAAGACUUUCCAGGAUGUUACUGCAAGACUUGAACAAGCCUUAGCUGGUAUUUCGUUUGAUGAACUUGAUAUAUCUGAUGAAGUAAGAGAGCAGGUUGAAUUGGUGCAUACUCAGUUCAAAAGAGCUAAGGAACGAUCAGAUUCAUCUGAUGAUGAUCUUUUUAAUGAGCUGAUGUCUCUCUAUAAUUCAAGCAGCAGUGCUAGUGUUGACCCAGAUAUUCUUCGAAGGUUAUCUGAGAAGUUGCAGCUUGUCACAAUAUAUGACCUCAAUCAUGAGUCUCUGACCUUGCAUGAGAUGGCUAGAGGCGGUGAUCCUGGUGCAGUUGUUGAAAAGAUGUCAAUGCUCCUCAAAAGGAUUAAGGAUUUUGUGCAGACAGAAGACCCUGAGAUGGGCGCUCGAGCAAGUACAGCAAACAUUUUCCCAAAAGACAACUCAGCACGUCCUGUUAUUCCUGAUGAUUUCCGUUGCCCAAUAUCACUGGAUUUAAUGAGCGACCCAGUUAUUGUUGCCACUGGGCAGACUUAUGAGCGGGGGUACAUAGAGAUGUGGCUGGAGGCUGGCCAUGAUACCUGUCCGAAGACACAGCAGAAGCUUGCUAAUAAAUCCCUGACUCCAAAUUAUGUCCUACGUAGCCUCAUAACUCAAUGGUGUGAGGCAAAUGGUAUUGAACCUCCAAAACGCCCUGCUCAACUUAAGGAUGCACCAUUGCCAUGUAGUGCUGCUGAACAUAGCAAUGUUCUUGAGCUUCUUCAGAAACUGUCAUCCCAAAACCUUGAAGAUCAACGUGGCGCUGCUGGUAUGCUUCGUCAGCUUGCCAAGCGCAGUGCUGAAAAUCGUGCUUGUAUUGGAGAUGCUGGUGCUAUUCCUAUUCUUGUUAGUAUGCUAUCAACCACUGAUGUUAGCACCCAGGAACACGUGGUUACUGCUCUCUUGAAUCUUUCCAUCUAUGAAGAGAACAAGGCAAGGAUAAUCUCUUCUGGAGCUGUUCCUGGAAUUGUGCACGUAUUAAAGAGGGGCAGCAUGGAGGCUCGGGAGAAUUCAGCCGCCACACUGUUCAGCCUAUCUAUUGUAGAUGAGAACAAGGUGACUAUUGGGUGCUCAGGGGCAAUUCCUGCGCUUGUGCAGCUAUUGAGUGACGGAAGCCAACGGGGUAAAAAGGAUGCAGCAACAGCACUAUUUAACUUGUGUAUUUACCAGGGCAACAAGCGGAAAGCUGUUAGAGCUGGAUUGGUACCUAUACUACUAGAACUACUCAUGGAGUCUGAAAGUGGGAUGGUAGAUGAGGCCCUUGCAAUAUUGGCAAUCCUCUCAGGCCACCCUGAGGGGAAAGCAGCUAUUGGUGCUGCUUCUGCAAUACCUGUACUUGUUGGAGUUAUCAGAACUGGAUCUCCAAGGAGCAAGGAAAAUGCUGCUGCUGUUAUGGUGCAUCUAUGCAAUGGCGAAGGAGAACAGCAGCAACAGCAUCUUGCUGAAGCACAAGAGCAGGGCAUCGUGUCUUUGCUGGAGGAACUAGCAGAAAGUGGCACGGACAGAGGAAAGAGGAAAGCUGUGCAUCUGCUCGAACGAAUGAAUCGGUUCCUAAAGCGGCAGAGUCAAGCCCAAGCCGAAGCAGAGGCCAUGGCACAGGCUCACGCGCAAGCACAAGCACAAGCACAAGCACAGGCACAAGCACAGGCACAGGCACAGGCACAGGCACAGGCACAGGCACAGGCACAGGCACAGGCACAGGCACAGCCUCAGAUCCUGGUUCAAGCUGAAGCACACGCAGAUAUGCAAGCUGAGCGAUCACUACUUCCCACUUCACCAGAUAUUUCUGAUAGAUGAGGUUUUUGAUCAGCAGCUUGUUUUGUCUAGUUAUUGGCUUGUUUUUUUUUAGCUCAGGCUGGCAGGUGGAAGAUUGCCUGCAAUUGUUAUUGUGGAGGUUUCUGGUUUCUGUUGAACACUGCAAAUUAGGAGGUCUGGGCAGCGUGAUUUAGGUCCAUGAGCAUGUUGACAAGUGGGUUCUGAGGCAGCUAUUAACCUGUGUGUGUUCGUACAAUGUACCGGUGAUUGAAGGUAAGUAUCCUCGAGUUUUAGGGAGGUGUCGUUGAACUUGUACCCGGUGCCCAGUACAGAGGACUAAUUCUGGCGUCCUAGGCUGAGAACCACCUUAUGUGCCUGACAAUGUUGCAGUAAAGCUUUAGUUCAAAAAAGUGUUUCUUCUUCCAGUCCUGACAUGGAGCAUUGGGGGAUUUUUCGCCCCGGUUGAAUGAUCCUGAGUUUGUAAAACAACUGGUGAGGUGUAAGCGUUUGUCCAGAAACAUGUUUUUUUCUCCCAUCUCUUCUGCCCCUUCCAUAGCUCCAUAUGCUUCCAUGUGUACAUUGAACUAAAAGAAACCGGCAUGUUGGAAUCAUGAACAUUUGUGGUCUCUCA